AUUUUAGAAAGAACUUCAUGAUUAAUAAUAUAAACGUUAUAUUAAUUUUUCUUAUUUCUUCUUAUAGAGACACCUAAAAUACAUUCAGUACGGCGUAAUGGCUCAUCCAAAAUCAUGGUUUCAUGAUACUACCAGUAAGAUGUGCAUUCUGUUCCUGAUCGUGGUUCUCGCCAAUGACGUCAUUGCAUACGAUUCUACAUCUCUAGAAGAUUAUUCUUCUGAGUCUGAUGAGCCAAGAAGGAUCAACGAUCAUGAUAAUGGCCUUCGAUAUUACCAACGCUACAGGAAUAUGGAUGAAGCCACUGUCAAACGGGCACUGACACUCCUGGCUCGCUUGAAACCUCCAUACGUAGGAAUGUCCGGAAUCAAUACUCGAUCUGAUAUAGUCACACGAGGGGGAUUUGCAAGGCCUCUUGGGCAACCUCUGAGAUGGGGUUAAACUGUUUUACUAAUUUUCAAGCUCCUUGCCAAAUGUUUCGCUUCAUCAGAUCUUAUUCUACCGAAUCGUUAAAAGGAUUGUUGCAAAAAAAAAAAAAAAAAUACUGGUGAUAAAAGUGUAAUGACUGAAAAAGCUGUCAAUGACUUGUUCUAUUAUAAGAGUAAUAAUAUGAUGUCACUUUAUGCAAAAAUGUUUUUUUUUUCUCUUGUUCUAUUAUAAGAGUAAUAAUAUGAUGUCACUUUAUGCAAAAAUGUUUUUUUUUCUCUUGUUCUAUUAUAAGAGUACUAAUAUGAUGUCACUUUAUGUAAAAAAGAUUUUUUUCUCUUAUAAACAUAGGGUCAUAACAAAGCAAGUCAAUGCAAAAGCUGUUAUUAACGAUAUGAAUGACUUAUUCUAUUUUAAAUAGUAAUAGUAGUUUCUAAUAGUAGUUUUAAAGUAGCAAUUAUUCUAAUAAAUGGAAAAUGUGCGUUUUAAAGUUCACCAAUGACGUAGUUGAUUCAAAACAUGGAGUAGAAAUAAUACUAUUUAACGCACAAGAUUAAGAACUGUUAUAAAAUUAGAUUUAAAAUAAAAUCUGAAAAACUGAGAA
Molecule: messenger RNA, 1028 nt
Organism: Parasteatoda tepidariorum (common house spider)
Lineage: Eukaryota; Metazoa; Arthropoda; Arachnida; Araneae; Theridiidae
Source: RefSeq, a predicted model, not a curated record